Aspergillus aculeatus ATCC 16872 is the source of this 1239-nucleotide messenger RNA. RefSeq names its product kinesin family protein. The record is from RefSeq and is a predicted model, not a curated record. Gene Ontology annotation, molecular function: microtubule motor activity; ATP binding; ATP hydrolysis activity. Gene Ontology annotation, cellular component: microtubule; centrosome; kinesin complex. Gene Ontology annotation, biological process: microtubule-based movement. Lineage: Eukaryota; Fungi; Ascomycota; Eurotiomycetes; Eurotiales; Aspergillaceae. The coding region runs from base 1 to 1239 and encodes 412 amino acids. The transcript has a single exon.
AUGCAACCCUUCUCCGUCUUCGUGCGAUGGCGCCACGCAUUCACGCAGACCUUCGAAGCAACUGCCACCAAUCGCACCGUCUUCGAAUCCGUGAUCGCGCCCAUCUUGCCCCUAGUCCUGAACGGCGGAACCAGCAAUGUCUUCGCCUACGGCCACUCCGGCAGCGGCAAAUCCCACACCAUCAUCGGCUACGACUUCGAGCAUACCGGGCAGUACGGACUCUGUCUCGCAGCAGCGCAGCACUUACUCGACGCCCUGCACACCCUCAAUCUCAACACCAAAACCAUCGACAAGACAUCCCACCUCGGCCUCGGCCUCCGCAUGUACGAGCUCCGCGGCAACGAAGCCUUUGACCUCCUCAACAGCCACAUCAAAUGCCACAUCCGCGAAGGCGGGGACGGGAAGACGCACCUCCGGGGGGAGACGGAGGUGCUGGAGCACGGCCGCGUGCGGGUACGGCCCAUUGCCACGAAAGCGUGCUGGAGCUUGGAUGACUUCCUCGCGCAUUUCCGUGGGGGCUUGGCGCGGCACGCCACGGGGACUUCGACGGUGCAUGAUCUGAGUUCGCGGACGCAUGCCGUGCUGGAGGUCGAGGAUGUGUCGCGGGCGCUGCUGGCGGCCAGGGAGGCAGUCGUGGGGCGCGAGUCGGAGUUUGUGCCUGUUGCGAAGCGGGCGACGGAUGUCUAUCUUGAGGAGACGAUGAAGGGGUUGGUGAAGGAUGAGACGGGGAAGUACGUCCCUAAUCCUGAUUAUCGGGUGGACCAGACGAGGAUUGAUGAGGCGGAAGCUAGAAAGGCGGAGUUCUUGGGGUAUGUGGAGGAUGCAGUGAGAACGGUGGAGGAGGUGAUGAGGAAGGCGGGGCAUGUCUGUCUGGGGGGUAAGUUGGUGUUGGUGGAUUUGGCGGGGUCGGAGUUUUACCAUGAUAAGAAUACUACGACGGUGCCACAGUUAAAACCGUCCCCCAAGGAGCAGCGCGAGGGCAGGCAGAUUAAUUCGGAUCUGCUCGCGCUGAAGGAGGUGAUUCGUGCCAGGGCCGCGAGGGCCGCGAGGAUACCAUAUCGGUCUUCGCCGCUUACAAUGGUGCUGAGGGAGCAUUUUCAGGGGACGGCGGGUGGGGAUGAGAAGGGCUGUUCUUGUUCGAGGAUGAUUUUGACGGUUUCGCCGGCUUUGGGUCAGGCGGCGGCCACGACCAAUACGUUGAAGUAUGGGAAGUUUGGGUGGGAUGGUGGAUCUUGGUAA